Messenger RNA from Procambarus clarkii (red swamp crayfish), 1832 nucleotides. Its product is annotated as tubulin alpha-2 chain. Gene Ontology annotation, cellular component: cytoplasm; microtubule. Lineage: Eukaryota; Metazoa; Arthropoda; Malacostraca; Decapoda; Cambaridae. Gene Ontology annotation, molecular function: GTP binding; structural constituent of cytoskeleton. The record is from RefSeq and is a predicted model, not a curated record. Gene Ontology annotation, biological process: mitotic cell cycle; microtubule cytoskeleton organization.
GCGCAGGCGGGCGGCGCACGUCAGGUGACCAGUGUGUGUUUACCAGCAGCCGCCGCCAGUCUCCUCACCACUCUAUUGCGGGAACACCGUGACCUGCUCCUGUAACACCAGUCCUCUCUCUCUCCACACGCUACACUCACCACUACGUCAUGCGUGAAUGCAUCUCAGUCCACGUGGGCCAGGCUGGUGUCCAGAUCGGCAAUUCUUGUUGGGAGCUUUACUGUUUGGAACAUGGCAUCCAUCCUGAUGGUCAAAUGCCCUCUGACAAAACUGUUGGAAACAAUAAUGAUUCCUUCAACACAUUUUUCACAGAGACUGGUAGUGGAAAACAUGUUCCCAGGGCUGUGUUUGUGGAUCUUGAGCCGUCUGUCAUUGAUCAGGUACGCACUGGUGUUUAUCGUCAGCUGUUCCAUCCUGAACAAAUGAUCACUGGCAAGGAAGAUGCUGCUAACAAUUAUGCUCGUGGACACUACACUAUUGGCAAGGAGUAUGUUGAUCUUGUACUUGACAGACUACGCAAACUGGCUGAUCAGUGUUCAGGUCUUCAGGGCUUCCUAAUAUUCCGGUCAUUUGGUGGAGGUACUGGCUCGGGCUUUGCCUCCCUUCUGAUGGAACGAUUGUCGGUGGAAUAUGGGAAGAAAAGUAAGCUGGAGAUUGCCGUAUAUCCUGCUCCUCAGUCGUCUUCUUCAGUUGUUGAGCCGUACAAUUCCAUCUUGACAACACACACUACCCUUGAGCACUCUGAUUGCUGUUUUAUGGUUGACAAUGAAGCCAUAUUUGAUAUUUGCAAAAGAAAUUUAGACAUAGAGCGACCCACCUUUACAAAUCUCAAUCGCCUAAUUGGUCAAGUUGUGUCUUCCAUUACAGCAUCCCUGAGAUUUGAUGGUGCUUUGAAUGUUGACUUGACAGAAUUCCAGACCAACUUGGUACCUUACCCAAGGAUUCAUUUUCCUUUAACGUCCUAUGCUCCUAUUAUUUCUGCUGAGAAAGCAUACCAUGAACAAAUGUCUGUAGCAGAAAUAACUAGUGCUUGUUUUGAACCAGUCAACCAGAUGGUGAAGUGUGAUCCUCGACAUGGGAAGUAUAUGGCCUGCUGUCUCUUGUAUAGAGGUGAUGUUGUGCCAAAAGAUGUUACUUCUGCUAUUGCCUGUAUUAAAACAAAGCGGAGUAUACAGUUUGUGGACUGGUGUCCCACAGGUUUUAAGGUUGGUAUUAAUUACCAGCCACCAACAGCUGUACCUGGAGCUGACUCUGCUAAAGUAGCACGUGCUGUGUGCAUGUUGUCCAACACCACAGCUAUUGCAGAGGCAUGGGCUCGUCUUGACCACAAGUUUGACUUGAUGUAUGCCAAGCGUGCCUUUGUUCACUGGUAUGUGGGAGAGGGCAUGGAAGAGGGAGAGUUCACUGAAGCCCGUGAGGAUUUGGGUGCUCUUGAGAAAGAUUAUGAAGAGGUUGGCAUGGAUUCUGCCGAGGGUGAAAACGAAGAAGAAGCGGCUGAUGAGUAUUAAAUAUAUUUUGUUAUUCAUUGGUUUCAAAAGUUUUUAUAUCACUUUAUCAUGAUUCUUAUUCUUAAAAUUUUGCAAAUAUUUUGUUAUUGAUCGAUAUGUCUAUCAGUGUUAGGAUAAAAUGCCAAAACACUCGUUUGUAUAUAUCUUUUAUAACUAUUUAACGCUAACUUUGCAGUGCAAAUUUAGUAUUACUAACCUGGUCUCAAAUUGUUUCAUAAUUAACUAUCAAUUAUAUUUUUCUGAACAUUCCUGUUGCUUUUAAUAUAUUUGUGAAUUAAGAAUAUUUAAUCUUGUUAAAUUAAAAUCAAUUAAAUUUAUAUGCUA